GAUGGGAUGUAGGGAAUUGCGCUGUGCGCGUGUAAUGCGUAAGUUGUUUGCAGAAGAUACAGACAUUACAGAGGAUCGGGAAUACUCUAUGUGGGGCCACCGUGAAGAAAUCAUAGCACGUUCUGAUAGUUUUUCAAUCGUUUAGCCCACUUAAUUGCAAUCUGGAAAUAUAGCAACGUUAAUAACUUUUUUGUUGGUUUUCCUGGUGUAAUGCGAUUUUGUACCAAAUGACAAUGUGAAAACUAAUCGGGCAAUCAAACUGAUACACCUUUGCUGAAUAUCACGUGGGAAUAUAGAUUUUAGAUCGAUGUAAAAGGAUAAUCUCCAAAACCUUUCCCUGAAAUGAUGCCAUAAAGAAUGCAUUAUUGGAUACAUACAUAACACAUGAACGCGGGUAUCUGUGUCUGGUGAGGAACUGUAACCAAUGGAUUCCAGAAGCCGAGCAAACGCUACGCCGGAGGAGCUCUCCCGUUUGGGCAUGGAUCUCACCACGGCCUCCAUCGUGCACGGCGAUAAUUCUCUCUUAGGGCUCGAGGACAGCACCAAACUAUUUGGAGUGCAAGUGGUUCUCAUCCUGGCCUACAGCACAAUCAUUUUGCUCGGCGUCAUUGGAAACUCGCUGGUGAUUUAUGUUGUGUGUAAGUUUAAGACUCUGCGUACGGUCACCAACUUCUUCAUCGCGAACCUGGCGGUGGCCGACUUGCUGGUGAAUACCCUGUGCUUGCCGUUCACGCUGAUCUACACUCUGCUGGGGGAGUGGAAGUUCGGGCAGGUCCUGUGCUUCCUGCUCCCCUACGCCCAGGGCCUGGCGGUGCACAUUUCCACGGUGACGCUGACCGUCAUCGCCCUGGACCGACACCGCUGCAUCGUCUACCACCUGGAGACGAAGAUGUCCAAGGACAUGUGCUUUUUGGUCAUCGGGAUAACCUGGACCAUCAGCGCCGUGCUAGCCAGCCCACUAGCCAUCUUCAGAGAGUACGGGCGGGUCGACUUCACGCCCGAGCAGUCGAUCCAGGUGUGCACGGAGAAGUGGCCGGGGAGCAGCCGGGACGGCACCGUCUACAGCAUCUCCAUGCUCCUCCUCCAGUACGUGCUGCCCCUGUCCAUAAUCUCCUUCGCCUAUGUCAGGAUCUGGAGCAAGCUGAAGAACCACGUGAGCCCGGGGGGCCGCAGCGACCGCCACCACCGGAGGAGGAAGACCACCAAGAUGCUGGUCACCAUGGUGGUGCUGUUCGCCGUGAGCUGGCUGCCCUUCCACGCCUUCCAGCUGGCCAUCGACAUCGACAGCAGCGUGCUGGACAUGAAGGACUUCAAGCUGCUCUACACCGUGUUCCACGUCGUGGCCAUGUGCUCCACCUUCGCCAACCCCAUCCUGUACGGCUGGAUGAACAACAACUACAGGACCGCCUUCCUGGCCGUGUUCAAAUGCGAGCAGAGGUUGGACUGCGUCCACCCCGAAGCUCGCGUACGAGUCCGGACCAAAAAGACGCUGGAGACAGCGGACAUUGUCAGCCCGCACUUAAAUGCCACGGAUGUCUGAGUUUGUGGUAAUGUAUAUUUGUACCCAUUAGCACAUAAGAGUGUACUCUUGCGUAGGGUAUUGUGGUGUUUUCAAACCGGUUUCUUAUUGGUCGAUUACCUCGGCCAGCUCUGUGAAUUGUAAUGUGUCGUGGAUUAUUUUACUGUGUUGUAUUCAAUGAUUUUCAAAAGUCAUACAAAAGGGCAUCCUGUCAAAAGUGAAAGCAUUACUACGGGCAUGAUUUUUGUAUUUUGGGGUAGAUCCAUGUGAAACACAGAAUCACACCUAUACCAUUCCUUUGUGAGCCGAUUGAUGAUUUAAACUAAGCAAUGCUGAAACACCAGCAGACAUUGUUGGCACGCAGGACAUGAGUUUGAUAUUUCUGGUUUGGGCCAUAAGUUUACAAAGGAAAUUUUAAUCAAGAAAAGUGACAUUUAUAGCUUAACAUUGAGCUGUCACAACAAAUAUGAAAUUGGAACAUGUUGAGCUUCAGUGAUGGGUGAUAAAUAUUUUAGAUAUAAGAUAUAAGAUUGAAUUUAUGUGUCUCAUUGAAAACAAACUUGUUGAAUAUUAAUCACAAUUGAUCUGAAUGGCCAAGUACACAUUAGAAAAGAACUGCCAGGUCAACCAUAUUAAAUGGAAUAUUGCUCUUGUGAAAGUAUUAGAGGCAGCCUGUUGCCACCUACUGGAUCAUAACCAAUUCUAAUAUAGGCAUUAUUCAGUUGCACAAAUUUCCACAUCAGUGCAUGCUAAUGCAUCUACAUUCAGUAUAUUAAUUUUUUUCAUAGCAUAAAUUUUAUGUAAUUGCAGCUCUCAGGUUAAAUAUGAAGUACACUUUUUUGGUAUUCAAUUUCCCUGUAAACAAGACUUGGUUGGGUCAAUGUUAGAUAUAGGUUCAUAUGGGUGAGAUUUACCAGUGGAGGCCAAAUCUGGAACAUUGUCAACAAUAAACUUGUUGCAUCAUGCUCACAUUUUUAUUCUCCAGAACUCUGAUUCUUGAGAGUUAAAAUGGAAAAACAGUACACAGAGCACAAUGAAAGUUUAUUUUGCAAGCUAGCUAGCAUGCAGGAGAAACAAAACUAGAAACAUUAAAUCAGGUAACUUGCUUGAGAUAUCUAAAUCCAUUGGUUUUAUGGCUUUGAUUAUUAAAACAGUUUACCAGCAAAUCCUUAUUAUAACACUAUGAGUAUAAAAAUAUAGAUCUAUCACCAUAGCUUGUAAAUCACAAAUAUAUCAGUCACAGACAGCGGCUCUCUCCUGCUCUUCCACCUCCUGAAGAGCCAACUAAUAUAUUUUCUUCUUCAAGCUUUCGGAUGUUAUGUGAACUGUGCACAUCUUUACCCAUAAAUUAAAUACUGGUUAAUUAUUAUGUGAAAUUGUGCACCCAGUGCUUACAUUUGAACGUGAAAAUAUGCUUGCAUUCAAAAUAGUUAAACUGUGAAUGUUAAGCAUCUUAAAAGCUUGGGAGUCAUAAAUAUUUGGAUGGCUAUAUAAACAAUGCCAUGACACAUGUACAACUGGUUGCUUUCCUUUGUUUGACAUACUCUUGAAUAAAAGCCUCAUUUUGAAAUGAGUCAUUACAUUAAAUGAUAAGCUUCUUCAAAAAUUCCUUCAGAAAUGGUGGCAUUAUAAAUAGACACUGUGCACUGCACUUAUCAUUAUCUAAAUUAAAUAAACAAUGCUUUGUUGGCUAGUCUGUUCCUAUAAAUUUAUCCUGAAUAAAUUCCUGUGGAAUACGAUGCGGUUCGUUUCACUUUUCAAUUUUCUUUAGUUCCAGAACUCUUUUAUAGUUUAGAUAUCAAGCUUUGGUAAUAGCAUCAGUGAACAUAUCAAGGCUAUAUGAACGCUAAGGAACGUAUCCAACACAAUGUUCAGUUUCCCAGUGUAGAAAAGGCAAUGGCUUCAUCUUCCAAUCUAUGGACAAUUUUGCUAGUUGAAUACAAGGGCCAGCUGAUCCGAGACUUGCAUAGCAAUUUCCAGUUUGAAAUGAGCAAAUGCAUGGCAGUGUCAAUGAUAGCGAUCUGGAAAGCCUGAUGGGUUUUACUGGGUUUGAAGAGGGGGUUCAGAAUAUACAAUUCCUUUCCCAGGCAUCACACAUUUAAUGGAUUUUACACUAUUAUUCAGCAGAUGUACGCCAUUAUGAUGUGAAUCAUACUGAGUCACAUUGACAUAUGCUUUUUAAAAACAGAAAAAAAGAAAAGUCCAUGAUACCACAUUUUCCGUGAUUGUGGAUAGUUGCUAGCCAGUCCAUUUAUCUGUGUUACUACUGCAUAAGCAGAAACAGCUCAUGUAGAGCACCUUAAAAGGAUUUGUUCAGCGAGAGGCUGGAGUGUAAUUGGAGACUGAAUCAACAGACAUUUGAUGGAUUUAUUCUUGGUUUUUCAUGACCUUUUAGUGAGCAAGGCUACUGGAAACCAUUUUCUCCGAGAUUCUUGGUUGUACUUCCUGUUUCAAUAAUGUCUGUAGGCUAUGAUAGCUAUGAUACAGUAUGACACUGCAUAAUGCAUUCAUAGCAAAACAUGUUAAAGGAACUCUGGCAGAGUACAUUUCACUCUGAUAGAGUACAUUUUAUACAUAUUAGGUGCAUGUAAACUGUUUGCUGAACAUUUAGCAGUGUAGGAAGCUAAUGUUUCCAUGGAAUAAUUCCAUUACAGUUGUGCCAUUCACAGAAAAUAGAUUCCACCAGACCUGUCCUCUUCUGAUCCCAAGAGGUCCGUAGUUUAAUUGAUCAAUUCCGUGAAUGUCUGUUCAGAAGUUAUAACUUUAAACAUUAUUUUGAUGUGGUAGACAGUGGCUCUCCCUCAUUUGAAAAUCCGCAUCACAGGUCUGAACCCUUGUAUGUACAUGCUGCUGAAAGAUCCAUUAGUGGCCACCACAUGUAUGUAAAUGGAGUCUGACAGUGUCAUUUAUGCAGAAACAUUUAUCAACUUAUAACAAACAGGAAAUGAAAACGUCACAUUGAAUUAGUUACACACGCUGCUGAUACAGUAAGAUAUCCAUGUGUGUCGUUUUCAAUGUGUUAUCGUGGGGAGAUCAUUUUCUACAGGAUAACCUGAUAAUGCGCAGCAAUGAUAUAAUUCAGAAGAAAUGCUCUUUAACUCUACCCUUGAUUAAAAGUGCACUGUAAGUACAUUGCAAGUUUUGGAUAUGGGUCGGAUUGGUUGGAUAAUUGGCUGCUCAUCUCAUUCAAUGGGUUUUUGAUGUUGAUGUUUCUCAGAUAAAAAAGUGAAAUAUGAGCCUAAUAAUAUGCUAUGAGAUGGGGAAGUUAAUAUUAUGAAAGAGGGUGGGUGCACACAAAGUCACUGUUAAUAAAUAUUUUGUUAUAACAUGUAAAUUGUAAAUGAUAUCCUGAAACCAUUUUAUACUGAGGUGCCAAUAACAUUCUUGAUGUGAAUUCUAUGUAAGAUAGGUAUUUGCUCUAACAAUAUAUUUUGAGGACAAUACAUGUUCAGAUAAGUUCAUGAAAAUAGUAUAUGCAGCACAAACAGUUAAAGGCAAAAGUACUGGGACAGUGACAGAAUUUUUGUUGUUUUGGGUCUAUACUGCAGUGCAUUGAAUUAAAAAUGACACAAUGAAUAUGAGAUUAAAGUGCAAACUGUCAGAUUUAAUUUUUGUGUACUUAUAUCCAUAUUGGGUGAUCCAUGUAGGAAUUAUGGCCAUUUUUAUACAGUCCCCCAAUUUUAUGGGACAAAUUAGCAUAAUCUGAAAUCAAGUUGUCAAAUUUAGUACUUGGUUGCAAAUCCUUUGCUUUGAUGACUGCUUGAAGUCUGCGACCUAUAGACAUCCUGUAUUCCAGGCCUGCACUGCAGCCAUCCAGUUUUUUUGUUUGGGGGAUUUUUGCCUUCAGUCUUGUCUUCAGCAAGUGAAAUGCAUGUUCAGGAUUCAGGAUCGGUGAUUGACUUAGCCAGUCAAGAACUUUCCACUUUCUGGCCCUGAAAAAAUUAUUGGUUGCUUUAACUGUAUGUUUCCAGUCAUUGUCCUUCUACAAGGACCAAGCACCAUCCAAUGAGAUCUGAGCAGAUGUUUCUGUACACUUCAAAAUUCAUCACGUGGCUACUGUCAGCAGUCGCAUCAUCAAUGAAGGCUGGUGAGCCUGUUCCAAUGGCAACCACACAUGCCCAUGUUUCAUGGAUAUGGGGGGAGGGGGGAGGGUGCUUUGGAUCAUGAGCAGUUCUUUUUUUUUCUCCACACUUCCCUCUUCCCAUCACAGGUUAAUAGUCUUCUCAUCUAUCCAUAAGACUUUGCUCUAGAACUCUAUAGUUUUUUAUUGUAUUUCAAGAGAACCUGGGCAUUCUGUUCAAGGUUUUGCGUCCUGCGUUGAACCCUUUGAGGUUAUGCUGGUGUAGUCUUCUCUUCAUCGUAGUCUUUGACACAUAUAUUCCUUCACCCUAGAGAGUGUUCUUGAUAUGUUUGACUGUUGAAAAUGGGUUUUUCUUCACAAUUGAAAGUAUUUUUUGGUCAUCCACUACAGUGGUCUUCUGCAGUCUACCAGGUUGCUUGCUAUUGCUGAGGUCACCAGUACGUUCUUGCUCACUGUCAAAGUAACAAACAGUUGAUUUUGAAAUGCUCAAUGUACUGGCUAUGUCUCUAAUUGAUUUAUUCUGAUAGCCAUCUGCACUUUAAUUUCAUAUUCAUUGUUUUAUUUGAAAUCCAAUGUGCUGGUGUACAUAGCCAAAACAACAAGUAAUAUCACUGUUCCAAUAAUUUAGCAUUUAACUGUACAAUUAUUUGGAUUUAUAUGCCACACACUAAAUGUGCAGACCAAAGAAGUAUUCUUCAAAAAAACUAUUUUAUCAGACCUGUGAAAACAGAAUUCAGCAGUGUGAAUUCAAACAGAAAAUGUGUUUUGUAUUGCCUUGAUUCAAUGCUCUAUUAUUGUGAAUGGAAGUACAAAUUAUUGUGAAAGUAGAUGCUGAAAUCUGUGAAAUUAAAUGAACUUAUUUAGUAUUUAGUAUACAGUAUUUUAUUUCCAAAUAUAUGCUUGUUUGUUGGUUCAUGGAUUAUUUAAGAUAGAUUCCUGCUUGAACAGCCAAAAUUUUAUUUUAUUUAGAAUAGGGUAAUUCAACGUAGUAUAAUUUAAGUUAGGAAAUUCUAUCAGCUUUCUUGAAACAAAGUAAGCAUCUGAUUUAAUCACCUACAAAGUAUUUGAUGAUACCUAUUUUUCUAUCAAUAACAUAUUUAACCUAAAGUAGUACUGACUUUUAUAACUGCCUCAACUUCAUUUGUUUCUUCGUGCAAAUGCAAGCAUUUUACUACACGAAAAAAAAUCACUAAUAAAAUGUAUUUGGAAACAAAGUAUUAUUUUUUCAUUUGUGCAGCAAUAAUUAUGCACUUUGCAUGAGAAUGAGCAACUUAAUGGAAAUUGUGUGUAUGCAUGAACCAAGAGGAUUUGUAUAAAUUCCUUUCUGUCUA
Molecule: messenger RNA, 6931 nt
Organism: Anguilla anguilla (European eel)
Lineage: Eukaryota; Metazoa; Chordata; Actinopteri; Anguilliformes; Anguillidae
Gene: npy2rl
Product: neuropeptide Y receptor Y2, like
Exons: 2
Coding region: 425-1540 (371 amino acids)
Biological process (GO): G protein-coupled receptor signaling pathway
Cellular component (GO): membrane
Molecular function (GO): neuropeptide Y receptor activity
Source: RefSeq, a predicted model, not a curated record